Molecule: messenger RNA, 2177 nt
Organism: Aspergillus ibericus CBS 121593
Lineage: Eukaryota; Fungi; Ascomycota; Eurotiomycetes; Eurotiales; Aspergillaceae
Product: carboxylesterase
Exons: 3
Coding region: 1-2121 (706 amino acids)
Source: RefSeq, a predicted model, not a curated record
AUGGCUGGACCUCUUUGUACAUUGGCAUCUGCUGCCCUUAUUGUGUCGGUCUCCGCGCGGACUGCACCAUCUUUUCAGCGCGAUGCAAGUGAGCCCCAGUAUGGUGACAUGACGGUCUUCUUCGAGAACGAUGGCAACUGGACGUCUCAUGGAUCCAAGCCUAGUGGGGUGUUUAUCAACACGCCUUCGAGUUAUUCUGCUGCCACUGCUGCAUGCGCUGCUCAGAACGAGACAUUACUGAGCUGCGAAAAAUAUGUCGACUUUACCAACCUAUUCAGCUAUCAGCAAUGGCUCGGCACCAUCACCCCAAGCCAGCUCUUUUGGUCAUCCUGCUCGUCCUCAUCGCCCACUUCUUGGAGUGGCGUUGUUCAGAGCAAUGCAAACUCAAGUUCAGAACUUCUGCCCUUCUUGUGCACUAACAGCGCCCCUAUGGUAGACAAGGUGGAUACUGAUUACUCGAACUUUCCUCGUGUGAAUGCAACUUCCAAUGGAACUACAUUCGAGGGUAUGAGGGACCAUAUGGCGUUCCGCUUUGCCGGAAUCCCUUUCGUACAGCCUCCAACAGGAGAUCUUCGAUUCCAGCCAGCUCGGCCGUGGAACCAAUCCUUUUCCUAUGUGGAUGCGACCAAAUACGGUCCCGCUUGCUUGCAGUUUGGGUAUUUCGAUGGGGAUGCAUAUGGGCUUAACCCCUGGGGAAAUAGUGAGGACUGUCUUUACCUCAACAUCUACACGCCCUAUAUUCCAUCAUCCGAUUCGUUAGAUCCCGACAAUGGGAAGCCUGUCAUGGUUUGGAUAUAUGGUGGCGGAGACACUCAGGGCUCGGGAGCCGACUCGACCUUUGAUGGGGCUAGUCUUGCGUCUCGGUCUGAUGUUGUGGUUGUCACCUUUAAUUACCGCCUUAACAUAUUCGGUCUCCUGGCCCUGGAUGAUGAUGAGAUUAAAGGUAAUUACAUGAUGACUGAUAAGAUCGAAGCACUGCGCUGGGUGAGGCAGUACAUCGCCGGGUUUGGAGGCAAUCCGAAGAACGUUACCAUCUUCGGGCAGUCCGCCGGCGCCUCAUCAGUCAACGACCUAAUCACAUGCCCAGCCAUCAUUGGCGAGGAACUGUUCCAGAACGGCAUCGUUCAGUCGGGAAAGUCAAACGUGGCGACAGCGGAAGUGGCUGCCGCAUAUGCCUUGCCCUAUAUCGAGCGGUUCUGCAAUGGUACGACCGCUCAACGGGCCUCCUGUCUGCGGUCCUUGCCCGCUGAGACACUACUCAACAUUACCAAUAACAGUAUCAGUUGGUACACCGUCAUGGAUGGCCACUAUUCGGCUGAUUAUACGCAGGCACGAUAUGGCCUAGGAGCGCAGUACAUCAAUUCAGUCAAUGUCAUGGCCGGUAACAUGCUCGAGGAAUAUCAAUCCCUCGCAACCACGAGCCUAUGGCCCAGCAUGACCAACUUCAGCGAAGCGCUGGAGAUCCUCGUCAGUGACUCUGCCCUCAACAAAGCCCAAGCAGCAGCAGUGGCCAGAUCAGGUCUCUACACAGUCACAAACACCACAGUCUACAACGGCAGUACCACCUACACAUCGGUCUACAACGCCUCAGUCCACAUCGGCACCGAAGGCCAACUGUACUGCGACGGCACACUUCUCCAGUGGAUCGCUGCCGCCUCAUGGGCCUUCAAAUCGCACUGGUUCUACAUCCACAACCGCGGCUACGCACUCAGCUACUACGACUUUUACGAUCUGUGCACAUUCCCCGUGGGUCAGCCAGACACACCCUACUAUCGCUGUCACAGCAGCGACCUGUACGAGGUGUUUGGCACCUACUAUAUCUUUGACCAGCCCGUGCGGGUUCCAGAGGAUAUCUACUAUACCAAUGCCGUCCAGGAUAUGUGGGGUGCCUUUGCUCGGACGGGGAAUCCGAAUGUCGAUCCAGCAUAUCUGAUAGCCCGGUCAUACGAUUCGACUCUGGAAUUCUUCGUUGGUUUUGAGUGGCCCCAGUUUACGAUUACCAGGCCGAGUGUUGCGUCGUUGCAGUUCCCGGGCCCGAAGGUCUCUUCGUUGCCGUAUCAGGAUCAUUGUGAGGUGUUGUUGCCGUAUGUGACGAAUCCGGCUGCUCCGGGUGCUAUGUGAUUCCUUGGUGGUAGCAUGUACAUAUGCAGAGCGAUGGCCUCCUCGUCCCACUCUAC